UUAAGACAAGACCACUGCCAGCGUUCCUUUGCGACGUUGCCAACACGUUCCUUUUCGCGACCCUAUAAACCAAGACACUCACUCCCUCGCGCAUUCAGUCGCCAACCGCUCAUUCGGCCUCGGACCUCGUGCCAAACCAUACAGUCGAAGACGAUUGCCCACUCCUUUGGAUAUACACAUAGACCAGCAUCGUUUCAUCUUCAAACAGCACAACCACCGCCAAGAUGAAGUUCUCUACCACCUCCGUCCUGCUCGCCGCCGCCCUGGGCGUCUCUGCCCACCCCAGCGGCCACGCCCACAAGCGCGCCCACAACUCUGCCGUUGAGGCUCGCGGCGACUUCGUCAUGGCCAACAAGCCCGCCGAGGCUGCUCCCACCACCACCAGCGCCGCCCCGGCCGCCUCUACCACCGCCGCUGCGGCCCCCAGCUCCUCGGCCCCCGCGACCGUCAAGCCCUUCUGCGGCGGCAACAGCAAGCGCGCCACGGCCGCCGAGAUCGCCUACAAGGGCAACGUCGGCGCCGGCGGCUCCUACGGCUGCAACAUCAUGACCGUCGACGAGAGCCUGGUCGACGAGUACCAGUACACCAUGGUCUUUGAGAACGCCGGCGACGACACGACCUGCUUCUGCUGGAACAAGAUCGGCCCCGACGGCGGCAUCAACGGCUUCUUCAAGGGCAACCAGGCCAUCACCUUCGACGUCGCCGCCGGCGGCAAGCAGGUCGUCGCCGUCGACACCAACUCCCAGGUCGGCUGCGCCUGCGGCGCUGGCGGCCCUGAGCUGACCCCCAUCGGCCAGUUCGCCUCCACCUGGGUCGAGGCCGACUUUGGCAACAUGUCCAACGGCGGAUGGUCCGGUGCCGAUGCCUCCUCCCUGGUCGCCGCCGCUGCCGGCAUGACCAUCCCCGGCCUCCAGGUCUGCGGAACCGGCGCUGCCAAGGGCACCUGCUCUACCAUCUACCCCGGCGGCAAGGGCGACAACGCCUUCACUGCCGGCACUGAGGCCCUCGACGGCCUGGGCCUCAACCUGGCCCCCGGCAAGACCUCCAUCAUCGUCACCAUUGACUACCAGGGUUAGAAAUGCGAAUCUUCACUGGAAAGACGAUGAUGAAGAACGCGGGGUCUAUAGAGGGAAAAAAAGGGCAGCUGGGAUGAUGGGUCUGGGAUUUGAUGCAUGCUUUUCGGCUUUGAGGAAACUCUUUUUACUGACGUGGAGAAUUGACAAAUCUACGGUGUUUGGUUAUGUGGCUUUUUUUACGGAUUCCCCCCGGGUUGUCCAACGAUGACAAGAGACGUACGGACAAGGACCUGCACGCAAGUUAUACGUUGAAAUCCGUCUUAUCUUUUUAUUUAUUAUAUAUAUAUUACGGUUUCUCUUAUAUAUAUAUAAUCUGAAGUGUUUACUGCUCUUAUAGCUUAUAGAAGAUGACGUUUUGCUC
Molecule: messenger RNA, 1437 nt
Organism: Trichoderma reesei QM6a
Lineage: Eukaryota; Fungi; Ascomycota; Sordariomycetes; Hypocreales; Hypocreaceae
Exons: 1
Coding region: 225-1076 (283 amino acids)
Cellular component (GO): extracellular region
Molecular function (GO): IgE binding
Source: RefSeq, a predicted model, not a curated record